AUGGAUAGCCAUGAGAAUCUAUCUAAGCGGGUAAAGGUCUGCAUCAUCGAUACCGGAUUCGAUGAGAGACAUCCAACCUUGAUAGGAGCUAAAUCAAUGAGAAGGUUGGUAGCAACGAAGAGCUUUAAAGGAGAUCCUCGUAAUCUUAACGACGAGGUCGGACAUGGAACACAUAUAGCAGAGCUUGUCCAGACGCUCGCACCUGAAGCUGAACUCUGUAUCGCCAAAGUUGCCGUCGCAAAUGAGAUGCCUCAGGAGGACACGAAACUGAUCAUAGAUGCGAUACAUUGGGCAGUGGCGCAAGACGCUGACGUUAUUUCGCUGUCGCUCGGCCUGGAUGUACUAGAUUCGGGACUCGACUUCGCUAUCAACGAGGCCGUAGCGGCGGGUAAAAUCAUACUAGCAGCAGCAGGGAAUGAUGGGAACAAUAAGCCACGGGCAUAUCCGGGCAGAAAUCGCAACGUGCUAUGCAUCCAUGCCUCGAACGGCAAGGGGAAGGACGGGGGAAUAUCGCCUAGAGCCUGGGACAAUGACGAUAAUUUCAUGACCCUUGGGACCGCAGUUCCCCUUUUAUGGAAAGGCAAGGAAGUGAUCAAGUUCGGGACCUCAUUUGCGACAGCGGUGGCAGCGGCAAUUGCGGCAGAUGCUCUGGCGAUCAUCCCGCAGAGGGUUCCGUUGACUCCUGAACAACUAAGUCGUCUUUACUCCAGUAGUGGAAUGAGGUCAAUUUUCGAUCUAUUUAGUGUACCGGAAAAUGGAUAUAAAUACAUUGCACCUUGGAAUCUGUGGGACGGGAGCAGGCCAAGCAUGUUAAUUCGAGAAUUGAUUUUAGAUGCUCUGAGGCGUUAA
Messenger RNA from Trichoderma asperellum CBS 433.97, 849 nucleotides. RefSeq lists its product as uncharacterized. The record is from RefSeq and is a predicted model, not a curated record. Gene Ontology annotation, biological process: proteolysis. Gene Ontology annotation, molecular function: serine-type endopeptidase activity. NCBI's taxonomy places the organism in Eukaryota, Fungi, Ascomycota, Sordariomycetes, Hypocreales, Hypocreaceae.